AUGCCCGUAACCGAAUUCGCCACCCUCGAAGUACUUGACUCGUCGAAUCCCUCAUUGAUAACCCAGCCUCCCCUCAUCGACCAUCUCCGUCUCGUCGCUGAAAAGCAAUCCGCUGUAUCAGGAUACCCCGUCUUGUUCUUCGAGACAUUAUCCCCAGAUUCCAAAUCUAUAUUUUACCUGAUUUCCGGAUGGUCAUCUGUCGUUGCUCACUACGAAUGGAUCCAUAGCCAAACAAAUCAGGAAUUACUCGUCCUCUUGAAGGAUUUCGUUGGCGUGAAGGGACUUGCGCAUGUGAGCGUGGAU
This is a messenger RNA of Lentinula edodes (shiitake mushroom), 303 nucleotides long. RefSeq lists its product as uncharacterized. NCBI's taxonomy places the organism in Eukaryota, Fungi, Basidiomycota, Agaricomycetes, Agaricales, Omphalotaceae. The record is from RefSeq and is a predicted model, not a curated record. The annotation marks the transcript as partial. The transcript has a single exon.